AUGGAAGGUGAAACAGCCGCGAACGGAGGGAGGAAGCAAUUGCCGAAGGAUAAGCUGAGGCGACUCGCCGAGUGCGACGAAAGAGUUUCGACCGAGACUGUUAACGCUAUCGGGAACGUCAGGAGAGACGUCGAGGCGGCCGAUGUGCCGAGCAGCGACGAGUUUGACGAGGACCUCGAGGAGGAGUUCCGUAAUCUGAACGAUAUUCUCGAUCUACCGCACGACACUUACUCUCUUACCGAGAUUAAGCCGGAAUUACCUUCCUGUGCGAGAUACGGCCUGCGUUCCGGCGUGAUUCAUCUAAAUUUGCCGAGUUUCUCGCCGCUGUCCAGGGGUUAUCAGGGUGGUGCUAUAGCGAUCGCAGCUUUCGCCACGAGCGCGAUACAAAAGCCUCGCUACUGGGACGAAGCGACGAUCGAUCAGAUCGUCGAGGACGGGGAUACUUUUUACUGCGAGUCUUACGAGAACGUGAGCACCGGCGAUCGGCGAACAAUGACUAUCCACGACUUGAAGAGGGACCUGGUCGUGCGGAAAAACUUCAGCGUGAAGGUCGGGAUCGAGGAGCCGGCGUACGCCGGCAAGUUUCGCUCGCGCGACCCGACGGAGCUUCAUCUGGCGAAGGCGCUGGAGUUGUUUUUCGAACGGCACGACGCCGGGAUUUUAACGUCGCCGACGCUCAACGUAGCCAUUUGGAGGGACUCCAAGUGUUACAAUAUAUUCGACGCUCAAGGUAGACGAGAAAACGGCGAGCCGGCGAACGACAUAAUUAAAGGAUCGGCCAAACUAUUCCUCUUAAGGGACUUGAUGGGUGUGCUGUUUAUCAUCCUCGAAAAGAGCAACGUACAAAACGAACCUUUCGUUAUCUGCUCCAUAAGUAUUCGCGGAAUCGAGCCGGUUUCCUCGAUGGACGAAGGACUCGAGGCCAGGAGGACGCUCGGGAAGCCGCAGAGGAGGCCGAGCGGUUAUAAAAUUCGCCAAAAGCACCGAGCCGUCGUGAGAGGAUCUUAUCACCUGGAGCAUCUCGCCAUACCGAAAGCGCUACGUGGGAAGGGACACCUGACCGUAGCGCUGGCCGCGCUGAUAUAUUCCCGACUGAUCGACGCCAACAAGUGGACCACAGCUUUGCUCGACCUGAUCUUCAAUCAGUCCAACAUCUACUUGAUCGACCUGGCGAGGGUCCUCGAGAGGAAGCUCGACGACGCGUUCGACCUUCGGCUGGACGAUUUAAUGAGCGACGUCGUUCUCGGAGUUUACUCCGCCAAGGUGAAGAUAAACGCGAGAGUGGUACCCGAUCCUGCGCAGAAGGGCAAGCUCUCUCUCAACGACGGUGUACGAGAGUUCUUCGCGGGGCACGAAGUCGGAAUACUCGAGAUCAAGAAGAUCUUCUACGCGAUCUGGAAGGACGGCGAUGCGUACUACUUCUUCGAUCCGUUCGCGUGUGACCACGAGGGCUUCAGGGUCGAUCCCACCGGUGUGGAACGCGCGACAAUCGGGGUCGCCGCCUGCGUGACUAUGAACGGAGCCGUGGAACAGAUGUUGGAGACGGUGGUGGAGAACACCGGAAGUACGGAGAAGGAUCCUUUCAUAAUACACGAAGUUAAAGUGCUGUACGUUAAGACCGGCACGGCCGCAGGCGAAUCGUUGGCAAAGGUCAUUUACCGAGAGAAGGGCACGAAUCGUAGACCACGGUCACCGUUACGAUCGACGCCGCUGGACGGGGAAAAAUUAAUAGACGUGACCCCGCGCGCGCGACCUACGAGCAAGCCCACGCAAGCGUCUACUCAGUUCCCGGAGAUAAUGCGCGAUGUAGAACGAUAUAUGAUGGCGGAUGAUGAGCCAAUGACUUUUACAUUAGAUGAAGAGGCAGAGGUGGAAUCUCCGGUGAACUUCAUCAGAGGAUACAGAGUGGUGAAUGUUCAUCGUUUGAUCCUCCAUGGCACGAAAAAUUGCCUCAGCGAAGAAUUCAAUGUACGGUCGCGUGGUAGACAAGGACUGAUAGCCGCCCUGACGGCGUUGACGUACAGAAGACUGAAGGAGCCGACUCAAUGGCGAAAUAUAGACGUAGAUCAGAUUGUCAAGGUUAGCAACAAUGCCUACGAGCAGGUUAUAAUUUGGAUCGAGCGAGGUCGGCCGGAGAUAAAAGAAGCGAAAGCACCGGAAGAGGAAUUGGAAGAAGAGGAGGAGGAGGAGGAGGAGGAAGAGGAGGCCGAAGAGGAAGAGGAAGAAGAGGAGGACGAAGCAUUCGUUCGAAAAGUGGCGACCGCCCCGAGCCACUUGGAUAUUUCUCUCCUGCCGUCCAGAUUGAAACUAGCCGAGUACGACGCGUUAUUCAAGUUGAAGACGAACGUCGUCGACGGAGACGCGGAUCCCCUGGCUAAUCUAGCGGAAGCUCUCGAGCGUUACUUCGAACGAUACUCUGAAGUGGUUCUGGAGAACAAGAGGUUGAUGUAUGCCAUUUGGCAGGAGGACGGGAAAUUCUUCCUGUUUAAUCCUUACGGGAGCGAUACGGAGGGGUGGCGUCUGCGAGAUCAUCCGGCUUCUCUCGCCGUAGCGGACAGUCUCAACGAGCUGACCGACCUACUUCACGGCGUCAUGGAGUAUAACGAUCCAAGUUUCUCACUUCAUUUCGCGGCUCUGCAGGCGAUACAGCCGGAGAAGUACGCGUCGCCGGUGGAGAUCGUGAUUCCGGACGAACAGACGAUCGAGAAGUUCCGGACCAAGUUCCUGCCCGUCACCGACGAUGACCUGGCCAAGCUCGAAGAGAUGGAAGUAGCGGAAACGACAGCGGAGCUCGCGGAAGUUAAAGAAGAGGAAGCGGAGGAGGAGGAGGAAGAGGAAGAGGAGGAGGAAGAAGAAGAGGAAGAAGAAGAGGAGGAGGAGGAGGAGGAGGAAGAGCUGGUCGAAGAGCCGGAGAAACCUCUCGUUGAUCCUUUGCUGGAGGUGGAGGAACGUGUGCAACCCGACGCACCGGAUCGGUUGAACUUAGCUCUCUUGACCUCCAUAGUGAGAAUUCAGGAUGCAAUCGGGGAAGAAACGCCCGGCCCACACGAAGAGGUAAUGAUAGAGAAGAUGAAGUACGACCAUCCACCGCCGUACGUAAUGCCGCCAAAGAAGGCUCUUCACAUUCUGUUGGAAGCGAAACGGGCGAACAAGUCUAUCCCUUCUCUGGUGUCGAGAUUCUCCAUCGACUCCAGACUGGAAGUCAAGAAGAAAGAUGACUUCUCUCCGGGUCUCUUGGUGUCAGCCGCGAUUGUAUCGUUGCCGCAAGAGGUGAAACCCUCCAAAAUGAUCAGGUUAUCCUCCACGAAGUAUCUGUACUCGAGAUUGCCGCCGAUUCGUAUGAUGCCUCUUAGGGCCAUCGACGAGAGUUAUAUCCAGAGCGAAGAACUUGGUAAACAGAUUGACGUAGAGCAUCGGGUUCUAAAGAAGGCUUCGGAAAAAACGGGAUAUACAGUGUUAGCGGAAUUACCAGAGGCGAUGUCUUAUGCUGAAAAACCGGUGUCUGAGUUAAUACCAUGCGGUCCUACGAUCAGGACUCCUGUUCCACCGGCGAGGCACUCGACGUGUCCUGAUGAGCGGAAGCGAAAGAGCAGGUCGAGCACUGAAGGGGAAUCGCCUGUCGUCAAGAAGACCUUCGGUGACACGGAAAGGCUUCUGUUCAAGAUGAUAUUUCCCAACUUUGACCCCGCUUUACAAAUUUUGUGGGAUAUUCUAAGACGAAAGUUCAAGUACGAAAAUGGCGAGACUACAAUCAUUUUUAAGUUCGAACCGAUUAAAUCGACUCAUAUGGUUGACGGUUUCCUCGCUCAGGCACCGGAGGAGAAAGACGCCGAGCGGACGGAGGAAACGAAGGAUAAGAAGGGGAUAAUUCAAAUGAGAGAUGAGAACGAUAAGCGUUCUGCGCCUGAGGCUCUUGGAUUCCAAGCCUCGGACGAGGACGUGCUGAUAUUACGAGGCGAAUCGUGUCUGACGGAUCGCGCGGAGGAGUCCUCGCGUUUCAAGCCGUGCUACCUCUCCGCCGUAUUGUGCAUCCUGGCGAAGACCGCGCUGGACGUGGACUGCUUUCGCGGCAACACCUUGGAUCGGGUGAUCUCCUUGACCGACAGGAUCAGCCAACGCGUAGGACACCGGGAUCGCCGGUGGUUUCGCGACCUCAGCGUACUCGGCGUGAAUUUCAACGUUAUUCUGCGGGAAAGCGUCUACGCCGAUCCUGCGAGCUCCCCGUCCGACGACCUCGACACGACGGUCGAGAAGUUCCUGGAAAAGGAUCGCACCGGUAUACUCGUGCUGGAGGAUCGCUCCCACGCGUUUUGGCUGACGGACGACUCGCGGUAUUACCUCUUCGAUCCUUAUCCCUGCGACGAGAGGGGAAGGCCGAGCGAGAAAGGCGGUUGCUGCCUGAUGAGAUUCCGCGACUUGAGGUCCAUGCUCGGCAGGAUGAAGGAAGGCGAGGCCGCGAGGAAGCCGUUCGCUCUUCAUACCGUUUGCAUCGCUCGUGCGAAGAAACGUAAGCGGAAACUGGUGGGGAAAAGCACGAAGCAUCGCGUAGAGAAAGCGGAGGAGCCGGUUCGGGAGGAAGAGAAGCGGGACGCGACGAUACCGUCUGCUGCCUCGGAGUCAUCUCUGAUCGAGUUAGCCGAGUGGGUCGCAUCCGACACCGACUCCGAUCCCCGCGGCGACGACGUUACCGGUUUCGCGCCGGUGCGCCGUCGCGAGGCCUCGACGCUGGAGAAGGUCGUGUUGCGGGAUGACAUCACGACGCCCACGUUCGCUCCGUUCGAGAAAUCGUCGCGGAAACGUCCGGAGGACGCCGAUCGGGAAACGACGAGGAGGCGGAAAAGAACGAGCGGAAGGAUAUUUCGAAAUCACACAUCACUCGCCUGUCCCAUCGACCUCUGCGUGAUGGCGUGGUCUUUGAUUCACGAGCCCGCGUCGUGGUCGGCACGGACCGUCGACGCUCUGCUCGAGGCCAGCGCCGAUUACGCCUUCGACAGCGUGCUGGCGAGCGAAGACACCACCGUGAAGAACAUGACCGACGCUUUACUGCCGGAGUUCGAAAUAGGGAAUUACGCGUUCCGAGCGGUGUGGGCGCCGCUCCACUACGGGACCUUGUACGCGACGGAGGGCUGGAACCUGGCGAUGACCUUGGAGAAGAUAUUCGAGACGGGGAUCUACACGGGCGCGAUAAUCGUCUGCCGCUACGCUCACGUGGCUGUCACGAGAAGGGGCAGGAAUUAUUUCGCCUGGUGGACCGUCGCCGGCACGAAGAGUCUCAGGAUAAUUACGUCCAGCGACAGAGGCGAGUUCCUUAAGUUGAUCGUUAAGGAGAUCGGCGAGCCGCGGGAGAUAAAAUUCGCCGUGAGGGCGGUCACUAUAUCUCACGCCCGUAAAAUGGGCUUGGACUGCAGUGACGUCAAUGGUCUCCACGAGCCGAUAGUCCCGAUGACGUCUUUAGCGGAGAUUCACCCGAGAGAGCCGGUUUCUCGCGACAUCGAGGCGCUAUUCAAGCCGAUCGACUCAAUGGCAAAACCGUUCUUUGUGUCCGGCACGGUGUCGCUGGGCGAUCGAAACACCCUGGCGGAGCCGCGGACGAAGCGUUGCUACUUCGUCGCGCUGCUAGCCGUUGUCGUAAAGAGGGACAUCAUUCAGUCCCCCGUUCCCGGCAUGAUCGAUCGGGUCCUCGAAGUCGCGGAGAGCUUGUACAGAGGAUUCUCCGAGCCGAAAUUUCACACGGAGCACGUAUUGAGAAAUGUACCGCUGAUGAACAGAUUCUUCGAUCUUCGUGACCGCGCCUCGUCCUUAGUCGCGCUCACGACGAAUCCUCGGAACGGUAAAAGCGACUUUUACGUACAAGUGAAGAAACACUUGAAGCGUUAUCUCAAGACACACACGAGCGGUAUACUGCACUUCACCAAUUGCUGCUACGGUUUCUGGCUCUCAAGAUCGACCGGUCUCUAUUAUUACUUAGAUCCUUAUCGAUGCGACGUUCAAGGCAGGAAAAACUCUGCAACCGGCGUCGCCUGCCUCUCUAUCUUCUCCUCCUUGUGUCAGAUGGUGAGGCAGAUGUGUCUCAACCGGUACGAAGGCACCACCGGAUUCUUCAUCCACAGAGUCCACGUGGACUCCAUCGACAGUCCGCCGUGCGAGAAGUUCCAGGAGGAUCCAAUGUGGCUGUACCUGGACUAUCAUUGGAAAUUCGCGCACUCGGCUCAGCCGAGAUCGAAGAUCAAAGAGAAGACGAAAGUUAAGUCCGAUCAGUCGGAGGGCGAACGACGCUUCUGGAACCGAUACGCGGUCGAAGUGACCGAUCUGAUUUACUCCGUCUGGGGUACGAUCGGUGCGUACGAUCGCAGGUUCGGCGAGCGAGCCGGGAGGAAUCGAGCCGGCAUAUGCGUCGCCAUUUUGGCCAUGCAGCACCUCUGUCACCCGUCCCGGUGGAGCCCCGCCGUCCUGGACUCUGCCGUGAUCUGCGGGGAUUCCUAUUACACCGAGAGCUUGAGGAAUGCAACGCGCGAGGGGUGGCCCGCGAACCGAUUCCGACUGCGCACCACCCUGAGAAUGUUCCCGCACUCGUGGACCAUGGAUUUCGGCACGGACGUGUGCGGGGUCCUCUACGGCGGUCGAGACAGAUUGACGCUGUCGGCGGCGCUCAGGUUGGCCUUCGAGGAUGCUCGCAACGUGCUCGUCGAGUGCAACGGGAUCACUUUGGCUGCCAUGGCCGCCGAGGACGCUUACUACGUCGCCGAUCCUUGCUGGCUCGGCCCGCCGUUAUUCCCGUACGGCCGCGGCGCGAUCUACGUUCUGCGUUGCCGGAACGCGAACACGUUAAUAUAUGCGAUCACGAAGAUGCUCAACAGCAAUCUGAGGCUCGACGUGCGCGUCACGCCGCUGACCUUGUCCUUUGACCGGGAGGACUUCCACGCGGAUCCCGAAUUCUGUGCCGCCAGGCAGAUCCUGCCGAGAAGCGCGCGCAAAACUCCGGGCAAGGUGCGCGACGUGCUGCCCGUUCCCGGAGCAAUCGUCGUGCCUGAGGAGAGUUUUUAUCAGCAGUACCAACGCCGUCUCCGUACCGGAGGUAUCACUGUGGAUGAUCCUCGACAGCACCCUGCGUUACCUACCUUGCGUCCUGAAAACGCGAACAACGCGAUCGUCAGCACCGAGUGGCACCUGAAUCUCGGCCAGGCGCGUCCUUCGAGGAGGAAGCGCUCCUCCUCUCCGGUGACCGACUCGUUCGAGGCGCGUCGGCCGCGCGUCUCCAUCGCGGAUAUGAUGGCCGUUUGCGACGAGUAUCCGAAAGCGAUAGACUUCGCCAGCCCCGGCGCCCCGACAGUCGGGAUCACGUCGCUCGAGUGCGCAGAGAGGCGCAGCUUCGUCAGGGAAGAAAGCCGCGCGAAGUUCAACGAGCGCGUCGCGGAAAUGUCGUUGGAUCUCUACCGGAGUUAUCGGCAUCGUUUGCCGGGGCGAAAGGAAGUCGACGCAGUCAAGGACGCGGAUUUCGGAAUAGACGGAAAGGUGAGAUCGGACGACAGGGCCGCUGAUGUUACGGGAGGAGGCGAAGAGGAUGAGCUUAGAAUGGAGACGGAAAGCGAAAUUACAGACCGAGACGCGCAAUAA
Molecule: messenger RNA, 7614 nt
Organism: Dinoponera quadriceps
Lineage: Eukaryota; Metazoa; Arthropoda; Insecta; Hymenoptera; Formicidae
Exons: 7
Coding region: 1-7614 (2537 amino acids)
Source: RefSeq, a predicted model, not a curated record